This is a messenger RNA of Amaranthus tricolor (Joseph's coat), 1464 nucleotides long. RefSeq names its product 2-alkenal reductase (NADP(+)-dependent)-like. NCBI's taxonomy places the organism in Eukaryota, Viridiplantae, Streptophyta, Magnoliopsida, Caryophyllales, Amaranthaceae. Bases 222 to 1271 code for a protein of 349 amino acids. The record is from RefSeq and is a predicted model, not a curated record. Gene Ontology annotation, molecular function: 2-alkenal reductase [NAD(P)H] activity. The transcript has 5 exons.
UGUCACAUCACAAUCAUAGAUAAUGUGUGAUCAGCGAUGAACUGAUGCCCACUUUCACAAUGAACUGCUGAUAAUCAACCUAUCAUUGCGUAAUUCCGUCCCGCAAUUAUUCACCAUUCCAUCAAAGGAAAUGACUUCAACCAAACAUUCAUCAAUAAACAACUUUUAAGUACACCACACUACUCUUACUAUAAUCAGAUACUCCCAGAAAUCAAUCAAAAAUGGCGGAGAUUGGUGAACAAAUACGAAACAAACAGGUAAUUUUCAAGGAUUACAUUAGUGGGUUUCCUAAAGAAUCAGAUUUGUAUGUCAAGAAUGAUAAUACCACAAUCUUGAAGCUUCCAAAAGCUUCCAAUGGGGUCUUGGUCAAAAAUCUGUACUUGUCUGUGGAUCCUUACAUGAGGCUUCUCAUGCAGAAAUUCAAUACUGGUGACGUUUUUACGCCUUAUCAACUUUCUUCGCCAAUUAAAGGAUAUGGAGUAUCCAGAAUUUUGGAGUCAGCCCACCCAAAUUUUAAGGUGGGUGAACUAGUUUGGGGAUCAACUACUUGGGAAGAGUACAGUGUCAUAAGUAACCCUGAAAAUCUUGUCAAAAUUGAACAUACAGAUGUUCCCCUUUCAUUCUAUACAGGAAUUCUUGGUAUGGCCGGAUUGACUGCUUAUGGUGGCUUUUUUGAAGUAUGCUCUCCAAAGAAGGGAGAUUAUGUUUUUGUUUCUUCAGCAUUCGGGGCUGUUGGCCAACUUGUCGGACAAUUCGCCAAGCACAUGGGUUGUUAUGUUGUUGGAAGCGCCGGAAGCCAAGAAAAGGUUAACCUACUUAAGACGAAGUUUGGCUUUGAUGAGGCGUUUAAUUACAAGGAAGAGCCAGAUCUAGAUGCCGCUCUAAAGAGGUUCUUUCCAAAAGGCAUUGAUAUAUACUUUGAGAAUGUCGGGGGCAAGAUGCUCGAUGCUGUACUCCUAAACAUGAAAUUCGAGGGUCGUAUAGCAGUAUGUGGCAUGUUGUCGCAGUACAAUAACCUCGAGAAUUUGGAAGGAGUUAAAAACUUGAUGCAUCUAGUAUUCAAGGCAAUUCGUAUGCAAGGAUUUCAAGUUUACAAGUACUUUCAUCUCUAUCCAAAGAUGCUGGACUUCCUUUUGCCAUUGAUUCGAGAGGAUAAGAUACGGUAUGCUCAAGACAUUGUCGAGAGUCUUGAGAAUGGCCCUGCGGCUUUGGUUGGACUCUUUAAUGGUCGCAAUCUCGGUAAGCAAGUUAUACAAGUUGCUCAUGAAUAGUUUUCACAAGUAUUUUGCAUUAGUUGUUCAUCAAGAUUUUCUUUUAUGAACAAUGAGAGUAAGGUGUGAAUGUAAUUGGAUUUAGAAUGUAUCAUUUUAUAUGCCCAUUCUUAUCAUACUUAUUUAAUGAUAAUAUCCAAAAAUACAACAUUUAGUGAGAAAAAAAAAACUUAUUAUGAUUAUAGCGACAAAA